This is a messenger RNA of Branchiostoma floridae (Florida lancelet), 651 nucleotides long. RefSeq lists its product as uncharacterized. The record is from RefSeq and is a predicted model, not a curated record. Lineage: Eukaryota; Metazoa; Chordata; Leptocardii; Amphioxiformes; Branchiostomatidae. Bases 62 to 484 code for a protein of 140 amino acids. The transcript is spliced from 3 exons.
CCGCACGUGUUUUUUACCCGUGCCAUUUUUCUCGUGUUAAUGAGUUCAUUUGGUAUUCACAAUGCCUAAAGAAGGAAGAGAGAAGAAGUAUCGCGUCGAUCGGACGCAAGGAGUCGCUAUGUCGGCGAAAAUCAGACAGAACGACGCUCUUCGCAGAGAAGAGCGAGAGUCCAGAAGGGAGCAGUUUGGUUUUCUGCUUCCCCCCGGAACAACCCUACCGCUGCCACAGCGUGUAGAGGAGGAGACCCGAGCGCUCAGCGCCCGGCCUCACGACAAGGUGGUUGUGUCGAAACAUAAAGGGGCACAAAACCGCAAGGAAAGAAGGAAGCGUCCCUACGGAUCGUCAUGGCGGGCCGGUGACGGAGAGUUCACGGACGACGAUCGGAGCCCCAGCCGGGGCAGACAGGGACAGGACAGACACGGUUCAGGACAGCUGAAGACGUGUUCACAGGACAGAUUGUACACUACGUACAAGGUAACUUAGGACACUUGAACCUCCAACCUACUCUCACCAAAACACUUUGUGAUCCUCUGUUGAUAGGUAGUAGUGUUUAACGGACAGACUGCUUGCAAACAAGACGUAUUGUUUCGAUAGCUAUAGUCCAACAGUCAUUAUGCUAAUUUGUCGUAUCGACAACAGAUCCUUUUCUA